Molecule: messenger RNA, 1206 nt
Organism: Prunus mume (Japanese apricot)
Lineage: Eukaryota; Viridiplantae; Streptophyta; Magnoliopsida; Rosales; Rosaceae
Source: RefSeq, a predicted model, not a curated record
AUGGCUGAGGCAGUUGUUUCCGUUGUGCUCGAAAGUGUCAGAGACUUCACCAUUCAGGAAGCCAAGUUCUUGUCUGGAGUCAGCCGUCAAGUUGAAGCUGCACAAACUGAGCUAGAAUUCAUGCAGGGAUUCCUCAAAGAUGCAGAUGCAAGACAAGGACAAGAUACAAGAGUCCAGAUUUGUGUUGCCAAAAUUAGAGAUGCGGCUUAUGAUUUGGAAGAUAUUAUUGAAACUUAUGGCUUGAAAGUGGAUUCCAAGAAGAAGAAAAGAGGCCUCAAGAAUGUUCUCAAAAGAUUUGCCUGCAUCUUCAAGGAAUGGGUUGAUGUUCACAGGAUUGGGGCAGAAAUUGAGAAUAUCACUACUAAAAUUUCUGCGUUGAGAUCGAAUUUGCAGAGUUAUAACAUAAAGGAAAUAAGGGACAGGGACAGCCGUGGUGGUGAAUCUUCCUUGCAAUUGCAUGAGAGGCUAAGGAGAACCUAUUCUCAUGUUGUUGAACGUGAUGUUGUUGGGUUAGAGUCCAACGUUGAAGAAUUGGUUAUGCAUUUAGUGAAAGAUGAAAACCGUCAUCGAGUUGUAUCUGUUUGGGGUAUGGGCGGUUUAGGGAAGACCACCCUUGCAAGAAAGGUUUAUCAUCACAAAAAAGUAAGGCAGCAUUUUCAUAGUUUUGCCUGGGUCUGUGUAUCUCAACGUUUUCAAGUCAGAAAUGUUUGGGAAGGAAUUUUAAUUGAACUCAUUUCUGCUACCUGGGAACAAAAACAAGAAAUUAAGGACAUGACAGAUGAUGAAAUAGCAAAGAAGCUUUUCCAUGUUCUGCAAGAAAUGAGAUGUUUGGUGAUACUUGAUGACAUAUGGAGAACCGAGGCAUGGAAUCUUUUGGAAAUUGCAUUUCCAAAUGUGGAAACAGAGAGCACAAUAUUGCUUACUACACGGAAUCAAGCAGUAGCUUCACUCCCAAAUAGAAAUGCUUAUAUCCACCAACCCCAGCCACUCAAUGAGAAUGAGAGUUGGGAACUACUUGAGAAGAAAGCAAUACCUGCAAGGGCUGAAAUCGGUAUUUUCUCACCCUUGAUAUUUUCUUUUCCAGGUCCUUGGUUAUAUAGCAAGCCACAUAGAAACCAUUACAUUGCAUAUGAUAUGAUUGGUCAUAGGGGUAAAUUAACAAUACAAGCUCUGAUUACUCAAACUGAAAUCAAACAUUUAAACUGA